CACACAACCACAAACAUCAGGUCACCUCAGCUCAUCCCCCUCGUCUGUCUGCCUCUCCUCCCUCCCUGAUCAGCUUCACCGCCUCCCGCCACAUCAACCUCGACUCGACCCUCUUCAUAACCCACCGGUGCGGCGGCCGCCGACACACCGACCGAUACCAAAACACACGCCGCAGCUCACGCACCGGGGCACGCACACCACUCCUGUAGUAUCGCCGCGCCCUCUUUGCAGGGGGCGGUGCCGCUUCAGCACAAUAAUCGGGUGUCGUCGGCUCACGUCGUGUGCGCUUGGGUUGAGGCCUCUCGGCGUCUCUCCUGACGUCUCUGAUGGGCCCCCCGAAGAGGUCCUCAAGGAAGCGGCUGCCAUCGAAGUCUUCGCCGCCGCUCGAGGCGGCGCUCUCUCGUCUGUGUGAUGCCAGCUCAUCGUCAAGUGGCCGAAAGUCGGGGGCAGGGAGGGGGGAUGGCUGUAGGUGCUGCUGGGUCUGGGUGGUGACGGCGGGUGGUUGUGGUGUUCUCUUGGACAGCAGUGCUUGUGUGAACGGGCGGAUGGGCUUGCGCAUGCCGGCCAGAAGACGCAAGCAUCGGCUGAAGGAAUAGGAUACAUAGGCACAAGACAUGCAAGCACUGUGUCCAUCUGUUUGCUGGCUUGUCGGUUCUAUCGUUUCGUUUUUGGCUGUCCUGCCUGAGUGCGGCGAAGGCGGCGAGGUGCAUCGGUAGGAAGAAGGUGUGGGCGAUCUGCUGCGAUAUGGCCACGGCGGCACGCCUCACCCGCUCCUCAACCACACGCAACGUCUCGCCAAACCCCGUCAGCACCCCACACCCAAGGCUCACCACCUACACGACAGACAACACAUCCCCACGUGAUCGCCGCGCGAAAUGAACUUUGUCAUUAUUUGUCAGUCAGUGACCUACCUUGCAUCGUGUGUCAUGGUCUUGGAUGGUGUCCAGCGUGCUGCAAGCCAGUUGCAGCUGCGCUCCCAUGGCUCUCAGGUCGGCGCGCAGGAGUGCGUCCAUGUGCAGCUGCAGCUCCUUCAACGCCAUGAGGUUGGGCUUGCGCCGGUGCUGGUUGCCGUGCUGCAUUCACACACACAGACACCGCACAGACACACCACAGCUCAGACACCAUGAACUUAUCCCCAUUUGAUUCACCUCACCUUGUAGAUGAGUCUCUGCAGGAGGACGUGUUCGAGUCGCAGAGUGGGAAGCGUCUGGCACACCUGCCGCUCCCACACCGCCUCCAGACGCUUCGCUGCGCUCAUCUC
Molecule: messenger RNA, 1261 nt
Organism: Vitrella brassicaformis
Lineage: Eukaryota; Vitrellaceae
Source: the annotation of a GenBank genome assembly